GGCGACUAUAAAAACAAAUUUUAAUUAAAAAAAAAAAAACAUGUCUGAUAAAAUGGCUUCAAAGAUUGAAUUCGCCGUAAACAUGACUUGCGAAAAAUGUGUCAACGCAAUAAAAAAUUGCCUUAGCAAUGACAAGGAUAUCAGCAAAUUAGAUGUUUCUCUUGAUAGAGGAACUGUUUUGGUAGAGACAAAACUUCCUUAUACAGUAAUACAAGAAAAGAUUGAAAGUUUGGGUAAACGAGCUGUAUUGAAAGGGUUUGGAGACGGCUCGAGCGCAGUAUCUAUGAUCGGUGGAACUUCUGGUUUUAGUAGAAAUCUUAAUACUCAAGGAGUUGUAAGAUUUAUUGAAACCCAAAAAGGAUGUUUGGUUGAUGGUACAAUCGAUGGAUUAAGUCCUGGAGCACAUGGAUUACACAUUCAUGAAUGCGGUGAUAUCUCUAAUGGCUGCGAAUCAGUAGGUUCACAUUUAAAUCCUUAUAACUGCAGUCAUGGAGGUCCUCAAGACGAUAUUUCUAAUAAACACAUGGGAGAUCUUGGAAAUAUAAUUGCAGACAAAGCUGGACGAGCAUUGUUUAGAUUUCAAAACGAUGAUAUAAAAGUUUCAGAUAUCAUUGGAAGAUCUCUUGUUGUUACUGAAAAUGAAGAUGAUUUAGGAAAAGGAAAAAAUUUGAAUUCAAAAAUUGACGGAAACAGCGGUUCUAAGAUAGCAUGCGGAAUAAUAGCGAGAUCAUGUGGAAUAUUUGAAAAUGUAAAAAAAAUCUGUAGCUGUGAUGGCAAAACAUUGUGGGAUGAACGAGAUGAAUCGAAAAAGAAGUACACUCAAUUGUUAAACUUCAAAAAUAUCAACCUCGAUGAAAAGCGAUAAUUUUUUUUUUAUUUUAAAUUGUACAAACUAUAGAAUAGUGGAUUAAAUGAUUUAAUGCUUUUAUGUGAUACUUUUUAAAAUUAUAUAAAAUAAAUUAUGUAG
Molecule: messenger RNA, 967 nt
Organism: Cotesia congregata
Lineage: Eukaryota; Metazoa; Arthropoda; Insecta; Hymenoptera; Braconidae
Source: the annotation of a GenBank genome assembly